AUGAGCGUCCUUCUCGAGACCUCGCUGGGCGACAUCGUCAUCGACCUGCACACCGAACUGGCACCACGCUCUUGCACCAACUUCCUAAAGCUUUGUUCCAAACACUACUACAAGCUCAACGCCUUCUUCACUGUCGAGAAGGACUUUCUCGCUCAGACAGGCAAUCCUACAAACACAGGCAAAGGAGGCGCGAGCAUUUGGUCUCAGCUUCCAUCCUCAUCCAAGGACAAACUCGAUGAUCCGCUUUUCCGUCCCGAGACGUCGGGUGAUCAGCUGAAGCACACCAAGAAGGGUACCGUAUCAUUUACUUGUUCCCGCAAACGCACCAAGCAUUUUGACGACGAUGGAGAAGAGAGCGAAGAGACCGAGCUAGUUGCUGGAUCGCAGUUCUUCAUCACACUCAAGGACGAAAUCGACUAUCUCGACGGCCGCCAUGCGCCAUUCGCUAUUGUCGUCGAGGGCCAAGAACCAGGUGGAACACUAGACAAGAUCAAUGAAGCCUUCACGGAUGAACAAAAGCGACCGCUCAAAGACAUCCGUAUUCGCCACGUUGUCGUCCUCGAAGAUCCUUUCCCGGACCCUGACGGCUUCCUUCCACCGUCAAGAUCUCCUUCCCCCACUCCCUCCCAAAUCCGCGCCCUUCGCUUGGCCGACGAUGAAGAUCUCUCCACCGACCCCGACGCGAACUCAACCGAAGAAUCCCGUCGAAAGGCAGACACAAACGCCGCAGCCCUCACCCUCGAAAUGGUUGGUGAUCUUCCCUUCGCCGAAAUCCGCCCUCCAGAAAACAUCCUCUUCGUCUGCAAACUAAACCCAGUCACCCGCAGCGACGAUCUGGAACUCAUCUUUUCCCGCUUUGGCAAGAUUCUAUCGUGCGAAGUGAUCAAAGAUAAGAAAACGGGCGAUUCGCUGCAGUAUGCGUUCAUAGAGUUUGACAAGAAGGAUGACGCAGAAAGGGCGUAUUUCAAGAUGCAGAAUGUGCUGGUGGAUGAUAGGAGGAUCUGGGUGGAUUUCUCGCAAAGUGUAAGUCGGUUGCAUGGAGAUUGGGUGAGGAAGAGGAAUGGUGGGAGGGAGGCUCCUAAGGGGCAUUAUAAGUGGGGUGGCGAGGGGAGGAGGGAUGAUGGGCAAUCGAAUAGUGGUGCUGAUUCAUAUAGGCCGAGGGCUGGUGGAUAUCAGAAUGGGGAAAGGUGGAGGGAUGGAGAGAGGUAUGGUGAACGUUCCUCACGACGUGAUGAGGGUGAUAGACGGCAUCGCAACGGAGAAGACCAAGAUCGAGAUCGUGCCUACAAGAGGUCAAGAAGGCACGAUGAAGGCACGGAAAGUCGUCGAGAUGGCCGAACUUCAGCCAUAUCUCAGCGUCACAGCGAUGAUCGAUCAGGGAAACAUUCUAUUCGAGACGAUCGAGAACGGACACACAUAGACCCACACAAACGGCGAUCCAAUGGCCGAGACCGUGGAGAUGAUGAUCGAAGCAGAAGAGGGCACGAUGAUGACAGAGGCAGCCAUAAGAGACACGACCAAGAUGAUAGAAGGCAUCGAGAUUCAGGGUCACGCCGGCAUGAGACGGGUCGCUCAGAUCGAUCAGGGUAUGGAGACAGGCGUGAGCGUGAGCGUGAGCGCGACAGUCGCAGGAAGGAGGAUAGACAUCGACACCGUGAUGAAGCACGUCGAUAG
Molecule: messenger RNA, 1674 nt
Organism: Ustilago hordei
Lineage: Eukaryota; Fungi; Basidiomycota; Ustilaginomycetes; Ustilaginales; Ustilaginaceae
Exons: 1
Coding region: 1-1674 (557 amino acids)
Biological process (GO): protein peptidyl-prolyl isomerization
Cellular component (GO): nucleus
Molecular function (GO): RNA binding; peptidyl-prolyl cis-trans isomerase activity
Source: RefSeq, a predicted model, not a curated record